CGAGUCCGUUGCCAGGGCUUGUGCUUCCAUCUCUCGGCUUCCGAACGACGUCGUUUUCCUUCCGAACCGAGUGUUUCAGAAGUUCUCAAAUGGCGAUAAUAGCCCAGUGGUGAUCCCAUUGAGUUGUUGCUGGAAUAUUGAAUCUCUCUUCGACAAGCUUUCACGAUGAGUGCAGGCGGUGCAUUUGGUGGGAAUAGGGGACUUAGACCGGUACCUCCAGAGAAAGGGGUCUUCCCUUUGGAUCAUAUGCAUUUGUGUGACCUGGAAAAGAAGGAAUAUCUCAAUUGCCUCAAAUCUUUCGGCCACCAAUCUGAAAAGUGCAGACACUUAUCAAAAAAGUAUCUCCAAUGUCGUAUGGAGAAGAAUUUGAUGGCAAAACAAGACAUGUCUGAACUUGGAUUUGGGAAGGAAGAUGACCUAGAAGACUCUAAAGAGAGAGUCGCUGAGAGGAUUAAUGACAGAAAAUGACGAUUAUUAUUCGUUUUUUAUACAAGACCAUAGAAAUGAAGUAAUUUUUUUCUAGCCGGUCACUUGUGUUGAUUCUCUGCAAGUUUUUUUAAAACAAAUAUUUUCAUCAUAUUCUACCAG
Messenger RNA from Morus notabilis, 588 nucleotides. Its product is annotated as cytochrome c oxidase assembly protein COX19. The transcript has 4 exons. Bases 166 to 468 code for a protein of 100 amino acids. NCBI's taxonomy places the organism in Eukaryota, Viridiplantae, Streptophyta, Magnoliopsida, Rosales, Moraceae. The record is from RefSeq and is a predicted model, not a curated record.